CGCCGUCGUCGCGUUCAGCAGGAACUCUACAGCCACUGCUGAGACUCAACCGGGCUGCUGUCACUGCGGCCGCCAUGGCGCAGUACAAGGGCGCCGCAAGCGAGGCGGGCCGCGCCAUGCACCUGAUGAAGAAGCGAGAGAAGCAGCGCGAGCAAAUGGAACAGAUGAAGCAGCGGAUAGCAGAGGAGAACAUAAUGAAAUCCAACAUUGACAAGAAGUUCUCUGCACACUAUGACGCUGUGGAAGCAGAGCUCAAGUCCAGCACCGUGGGUCUCGUGACCCUGAAUGACAUGAAGGCCAAGCAGGAGGCCCUCGUGAAGGAGCGGGAGAAGCAGCUGGCCAAGAAGGAGCAGUCGAAGGAGCUGCAGCUGAAGCUGGAGAAGCUGCGAGAGAAGGAGCGCAAGAAGGAAGCCAAGCGCAAGAUCUCCAGUCUCUCCUUUACCCUGGAGGAGGAGGAGGAGGGCCGGGAGGAAGACGAGGCAGCCAUGGAUGAGGAGGAUCUGGAGAGGGAAGAGGUCACCACGAAGAAGAGGAAGUUAGGGAAGAAUCCAGAUGUGGACACGAGCUUCUUGCCUGAUCGAGACCGCGAGGAGGAGGAGAACCGACUCCGGGAAGAGUUGCGGCAGGAGUGGGAAGCCAAGCAGGAGAAGAUCAAGAGUGAGGAGAUUGAAAUCACCUUCAGUUACUGGGAUGGCUCUGGGCACCGGCGCACAGUCAAGAUGAAGAAGGGCAACACGAUGCAGCAGUUCCUGCAGAAAGCCCUCGAGAUCUUGCGGAGGGACUUCAGUGAGCUCAGGUCAGCAGGCGUGGAACAGCUCAUGUACAUCAAGGAGGAUCUGAUCAUCCCCCAUCAUCACAGCUUCUAUGACUUCAUUGUAACCAAGGCCCGAGGAAAGAGUGGGCCGCUCUUUAACUUCGACGUGCAUGAUGACGUGCGGCUGCUCAGUGACGCCACCGUGGAGAAGGAUGAGUCGCACGCGGGCAAGGUGGUGCUGAGGAGCUGGUACGAGAAGAACAAGCACAUCUUCCCUGCCAGCCGCUGGGAGCCCUAUGACCCCGAGAAGAAGUGGGACAAGUACACGAUCCGCUGAGUGUCCGGGAGGCUGUGAGGCGUCAGCUGCCCUGGACCGCCGCAGGCCACUCCUGCAUCUUCAUAGCUCCCGACCCCCCUGCCCUCAUCCCCUUCCUUU
Ochotona princeps (American pika) is the source of this 1190-nucleotide messenger RNA. RefSeq names its product family with sequence similarity 50 member A (gene FAM50A). Gene Ontology annotation, cellular component: nucleus. Bases 75 to 1091 code for a protein of 338 amino acids. NCBI's taxonomy places the organism in Eukaryota, Metazoa, Chordata, Mammalia, Lagomorpha, Ochotonidae. The record is from RefSeq and is a predicted model, not a curated record. Gene Ontology annotation, biological process: chromatin organization. The transcript is spliced from 13 exons.